Messenger RNA from Fomitopsis serialis, 2543 nucleotides. RefSeq names its product OPT oligopeptide transporter. The transcript has 12 exons. Bases 1 to 2331 code for a protein of 776 amino acids. The record is from RefSeq and is a predicted model, not a curated record. Gene Ontology annotation, molecular function: oligopeptide transmembrane transporter activity. NCBI's taxonomy places the organism in Eukaryota, Fungi, Basidiomycota, Agaricomycetes, Polyporales, Fomitopsidaceae. Gene Ontology annotation, biological process: transmembrane transport.
AUGGCACUUCACGAUCCCGAGCUCGCGUCGCCCAUCGAGGCGCGCGACGCUGCCGAAGUCGUCGACCAGCUCCCCCACUACAACCACGAGAGCAAGUCCCAGGACGCCCUCGGAGAGAAGCUGGCCCAGGAAUCGACGACUACGCAGUCCGUCGACGUCGACGAGCUAGACGGCGCACUCCACGACGGAAAGGGGAACGAGAAGGUCCUCGAGACGGCGGCGGAUUUCUCCAGGGCCCUCGUCAGCAGCGAAGAUGACCCCAACCUUCCGAUCCAUACAUUCCGCAUGUGGUUUACUGGUGUAGGCCUCGCGGUCUUUGGCGCUGUCCUUGGCAUGCUCUUCCCCGUAGCAAUUUCGCCCGCAAGUCAUGACGUAUCCGCUCUGUUCCUGCAACUCCUCGCGUACAUGCUGGGGCGUCUGUUCGAGCUUGUCAUCCCCGGUCCUGGCACGCGUUUCCACAAGGGCAACUGGUUCUGGAACUUUAUGAACCCAGGUCCAUUCAACUUGAAAGAGCACGUUGCAGCGCAGAUCAUGGCGAACACCGCUGCUGUUGCUUCGCAAGCUUGCUUUGUGUUUGCAUCAGAUGACCUGUUCUAUGGUAUCACUGUCAACCCUGGAAACGCCAUCUUCACUCUUUUGGCCUCUCAGCUUAUUGGCUAUGGCUUUGCUGGGUUGUUCCGCGCGUUCCUGGUCUACCCCACGGUCAUGCUGUACCCUCAGAAUCUCAUCUACGUCAACCUGUUCGAUGUCCUGCACCGCUCAAAGGGUGAGAUUCUUCAGGGAAAACGUCUCCGAUUCUUCUGGAUUGUCACGGGUGCCAUAUUCGUGUACGAGUGGUUCCCUGAGUGGAUCGCUCCCCUGCUCGGUUCUUUCAAUAUCGUGUGUCUAUGCGCACGGAACUCGGACUGGGUCUCGUACAUCUUCGGCGGUGCAGAAGGUAACGAAGGCAUGGGUCUCAUGGGCUUUGGCGUCGACUGGGCGAACAUCGGCUCUUCCCCCUUCUACGUUCCCCUCUCGACCCAGAUUUCCAACUACGUCGGAUGGGGGAUUAACUACUUCCUCCUCCCCGCCAUCUUCGCGAGCAAUGUCUGGCACUCGCAGAAUUUCCCGUUCAUCUCGCAGAACCUGUUCUACGAGAACGGCACCGUCUACGACCAGAACCUCAUUCUGAAUGCGGACUUCUCGCUCAACAAGACGGCGUACGAGCUCAACGGUCAGCCCUGGCAGAGCGGCUCCACCGUCAUCUACAACCUUGGCAUCAACAUGUCUAUUGGCGCGACGUUCGUCCACAUCGGUCUUUGGCACGGGAAGGAGAUCUGGGCAACAUUUGUUGACUACAUCCGCCAGCGCCCGAUCGACGACUACCACUACCAGCGCAUGAAGGUCUACCGCGAGGUCCCGAUGUGGUGGUACGCUGCCGUCACCCUCGGUGCAUUCGUCACCGCGAUGGUCUGUGCGUACACGGAGAAGUCGGGACUGCCUUGGUGGGCACUCAUCGUCGCCCUCCUCAUCGCCAUCUUCUGUCUGCCCUUCUACGGUGCUAUGUGGGCCGUCGCUGCAUUCAAGCCGGUCAUCUCAAACAUGUUCCAGAUGUUGGGUUCCGCCCUCAUCCCGGGAUCGUCGCAGGCGAACAUGUACUUCGAGCUCUACUCCAGUCAGUCCCUGAAGCAGGCUGCGUCCAUGCUCGGCGACCUCAAACUCGGCCAGUACACGAAGCUGCCUCCCAGGACAACGUUCUCCGCCCAGAUGGCGGGUACAGUGAUUGGCGCGUUGCUGAACUACGUUAUCAUGCAGACCGUUAUUAGCAACGAGCGCGCUAUUCUCUUGAGUAACGAGGGUACUCGUGUCUGGAGCGGACAACAGGUCCAGUCGUACAACGCCAACGCGAUCCUUUGGGGUGCUCUCGGAAAGGAGAUCUAUGGGCCCAAAGGACCUUAUUUCAUCGUGCCGCUCGGUAUCGUUAUUGGACUCGGUCUCCCCAUCAUCCCGUGGCUCCUCUACAGGAAGUACCGUUGGAACUGGCUAACCCUCGUCAAUACCUCUGUCCUUGCUUACAACAUCGGUGAUCUCGCGGGUGGCACCAACGGCUACAUCAACACCUGGAUGGCCAUCGGUCUCACCUCGCACUUCUAUGUCCGCAGGUAUCGUGCCGGCUGGUUCAGGAAAUACAACUACCUAUUCGGCGCUGCCGUCGACGGUGGCGCGCAGAUCUUCGUGUUCAUAUUCUCGUUCGCGUUGGCUGGUGCGGGUGGCGUCACUGUGAACUUCCCCACAUGGGCACUCAACCCUAAGGGCAAUGCAGAUUACUGCAAGGUGACGGGGUCAGAGUAGGCGUGUUAGCGCAUUGUGGGUGUAGAUUUGUACUCUACAUACAUUCAUUAUUAUCGCAGGGCCCUUCAUCAUCUUUCGCUGUCGUAUGCUAUCAUGGUGGUAAUUUGGCUUGCCGUGUAAAUGUAUCACUGUACUUCCUCGUGGAGCAAGGCGUGCGGGUCGCAGUCUGCAACGAUUGCCAACGCGCUUGCAUAAUUCAAUCGUGAAGAUUA